Fimicolochytrium jonesii is the source of this 1788-nucleotide messenger RNA. RefSeq lists its product as uncharacterized. NCBI's taxonomy places the organism in Eukaryota, Fungi, Chytridiomycota, Chytridiomycetes, Spizellomycetales, Powellomycetaceae. The coding region runs from base 316 to 1392 and encodes 358 amino acids. The record is from RefSeq and is a predicted model, not a curated record. The transcript has 4 exons.
UGGCUUUGGUUCCGACGUCCGAAUGAAGCAACGCAUUACGUAAGAAAAACACCACAGUGCUGUACGCUCUUCCCGAAACCUUCUAAUUUGGGGCUGACACCCUAGGCAGUGGGCACCGUAGAUAGACACCGUACACACCGUAGAGAGAGUUCAACACCGUAGGCUUGUGUUCGGUAUCAGAUAAAGUCGUAUAGGGUUCAUGGAUAUAAUCGUACUGGAAUCUUCACAGCACUUACCGUAACCUGCAGCAUUUGGAUUGCCGGCUUCGAACAAAAACCACCCUGCGCUGGCGAAUACUACUUUACAACCACAAGUAUGAGCCCGCCGCCAUUCAAUGACACCCCACCGCUGGGCGACGUGCUAGUCUCGCUGAUCCCAUCCUGCUUGGCCAGCUUCUUGGCGUUAGGAUGUUUAUGGACAUCCGUCAAUCGAAGUCUCCGUUCCGACAAGAGCAAACCAUUUCGCGAAAGGCCGCUGGAGGAGAAAUUGCACCUUGCAGCUCAUGUUCUUCUUGUCGCUUACAACGUCGCCGUUUCCCGCGAGGCGUUCCGCAUUAUUGCCGAAGUGAGUCAGACGCAGCGCAUCGUCAUCUACGCCUUCAACAGUCUGCUUUUCCUGGUGUCCUUCUUUGUCCGGUUUCUUUCCAUUCGCCGCUUCUUCGACGUCCUGUCGGCCACGCUGGGUCUUAACCGGCGCUGGAACACGGGCGUCGUUAUUUUCACAACCGCGGUUUUCGCGAUCGCAUUUGCGGGCACUUUGAUUCUUCUGGUGACGAGGCCGGAUGGGUGGGAGGAGAUCGUUGAUCUUAUUUCGGCGAUGUGGGGGUUUGUCCUGGCCGUUAUCAUCACUGGUGUGGUCGGGGCCGUCACGAAGGUGGUAAUGAAGGUGAAAACGAAACUCUUUGGGGCUACGAAAUCGGGCGUGGUGUCCCAGGAUCGGCUGGACGCGAGUCAAGAUUGGUUGACAAUGCAGAAAUACAGUCUCUUUUUGGUCUUUGGGAGUUGCAUCAUCAUCGUGAUCUUCUGCACAGUCAUGGAAACAGUCGGCACUACCAGUUUAACCUUCCCACGUACUGGUGUGAUACAAUUCGCAAUCCAACUCUACGUAGUAAUCCUGCUGUACGUGGAACAUGUCAUCAAAGACCUCGCGAGAUGGGACAUGCAUGGGACCGCGCCGGGCGGAUUUCAGCCGAAAACACUGCUGCAAAGCUCCAGGAGCAAAAAAAGCACCCGAUCGAACACGCCGGUGAAUGACAGCCCUCCGGAUGGCAAGAGGUCAUUUUUUGAAUCUAUAAGGCCAUCGUCGGCUUCAAGAACAACCAAGGCGCAGGCGGUCGACGCUGGUCCUUCCAACAAACCUCGGCCCCCCGCUUCCAAUGCCUUCACUGCUUAGAUUCUGGCAUCACCUAUCGUAUAUAGUUAGGAGUAGUCAGACAGUGUAGGGAUAGAGCGGGCGGCAUUCAAAUCCAUUCUGGUGUAAUCAAGCGCUCUUUCCAGAGAUAAAUCGUCAAAGGUAGGGAAGCAGGUCGCUCGUCGACCGAAAAGUAGUGGGACACUGGCAAUUUUCGGGCGUCCUUUCAUGCAUUCGGUUGUCCGCAUGAAGUGCGCAUCACGUGGGAGGCCGAAGGUCGUUAGGGCAUAUUCCGCUGAUAUGCGGUGGCAUACAUACAGUAUGUACUGCCAUAAGCGCUAUGGCCCUCUGUUCGACUACUCGACCCCAAGUUGCAGCGGGGAGAAAUACAGAACCAUCAGACUUUGUGAUAUUGUUGGUCGCAUUCGAAAAACUGGG